GCCGUAUGAAUUCCUGGAUGAAGUAGCAAUGAGGACGGAUGCAGGUGUUCCGCGGCACUAAUUAAGCGCGACGAGGCGACCGCCUAAGUGACGCGACCGGGUCUGCUCAAGACUGUUCUUACACUAAAUAUCCAACACAGUCCAACGUUUUGGCUAGCUAAGUCGCGAAUGAUGAGCAACAGCGGACCGACCUAUCCCCUCGCCUCUUUGUAUGUCGGGGACCUGCAUCCAGAUGUUACAGAAGCCAUGCUGUACCAGAAGUUUUCUCCUGCCGGUCCCAUCAUGUCAAUUCGUGUGUGUCGUGAUAUUAUAACCCGGAGAUCUUUGGGAUAUGCUUAUAUAAACUUCCAGCAACCAGCGGAUGCUGAGUGUGCCUUGGAUACAAUGAACUACGACGUUCUCAAGGGACGGCCAAUCCGAAUAAUGUGGUCGCAACGUGACCCAGGCCUCAGGAAGUCAGGCGUAGGCAACAUCUUUAUCAAGAACAUGGAUGACUCCAUUGACAACAAGGCAUUAUAUGAUACUUUCUCAGCUUUUGGUAAUAUUUUGUCCUGCAAGGUCGUUUGUGAUGAGAGAGGCUCAAAAGGGUACGGCUUUGUUCACUUUGAGACUCAGGAAGCUGCGAACCGUGCCAUUAAUACUAUGAACGGAAUGCUGCUGAAUGACAGAAAAGUUUUUGUUGGCCAAUUCAAGUCCCGCAAGGAUCGAGAGCAGGAGUUCGGCACCAAAGCUAUGAAAUUCACCAAUAUCUACAUUAAAAAUUUUGGUGAAGACUACACUGAUGACAAUCUCAAAGAUGUUUUUUCUGCAUAUGGAAAGACGCUUAGUGUGCGUGUGAUGAAGGACGAGCGAGGUCAUUCACGUGGAUUCGGCUUUGUAAACUAUGCCAACCAUGAGGAUGCGCAAAAGGCAGUCGAUGAGAUGAAUGGUAAGGAAUUCAAUGGGAAGUUCCUCUACGUUGGACGGGCUCAGAAGCGGCUUGAGCGUCAAGGAGAGCUUAAGCGCAGAUUUGACCAAAUCAAACAGGACCGAAUCCAGCGUUAUCAGGGUGUCAAUCUGUAUGUGAAGAACUUGGACGACAGCAUAGAUGAUGAGAGACUUCGGAAGGAGUUCUCCCCCUAUGGCACCAUAACAAGUGCCAAGGUCAUGACUGAUGGGUCCCAAAGCAAAGGCUUUGGCUUUGUCUGCUUUUCUUCACCUGAGGAAGCAACAAAAGCAGUAACUGAGAUGAACGGAAGAAUUAUUGCUACUAAGCCCCUGUAUGUGGCACUUGCCCAGCGAAGGGAGGAGCGCAAAGCGAUCCUCACUAACAAGUACAUGCAGAGACUGGCCACCCUGAGGAGCAUGACCAGUCCCAUCAUUGACUCGUACCAUCAGACUGGCUACUACAUGACUGUGCCACAGGCUUCCACACAUACCUUCUAUGAGCACAACGCCAUCAGCAACCUGAGAUCGGUUCCUCGUUGGGCAGGACAGUCCCCCAGAGUGCAGGGUCCAUACUCAACCCAAAAUGUUGGCGGGUCUACCCCUCGCCGUGGCUCCACUGCCAUCGCCACAUUGAGACAGGCUUCCACGCAGGCUCCACGUAUUGUCAGUUCCACACAAAAGACAAAUAACAUCGGAACUCAGACUGCGUGUGGGCGAGCUGACCUGUCCAGUAUUUCCAGGAGUAAUCAGUUCAAGUACUCGUCUGCGGUGCGAAACCCUCAGCAGGUCAUGCCUGUACCAAUGACUAGACCCCAGGUUGUUCCUGCCCCUGUGAUUGAGCAACCAGCGCAUGCUCAAAGCAUUGAACCACUCACCACUUCAAUGUUGGCUGCAGCACCACUUGUGGACCAGAAGCAGCUCUUUGGUGAGCGUCUGUACCCUCUAAUCCAUGCUCUUCACCCAAACCUGGCUGGAAAAAUUACUGGAAUGCUGCUGGAGAUAGACAACGCGGAGCUGCGACACAUGCUGGAGUCACCAGAGUCCCUCCAUGCCAAGGUGGACGAGGCGAUUGCUGUCUUACAAGCCCACCAAGCCAAAGUCUGCGCCCCCAAAAAGUGAGGACUCCUUGGUCAGCUUUGUUCAUUGUGUUAAGGUUUGUCCUACAGUGGAUGGAUGGGACUGUUUUUGUCAAAUUGUCAAGUUCUUGUUUCAUGUUUAUGAGGGUGAAAAGUGUUGGCCUUACAUUGACUCUUAUUCGAUAUCCUGUAAUGCAAAACAUGAUUCCGUGUGAUGUAUGUUUGCUCAUUUGGACAUUUAUUUAAAAUCUAGCUAGCUUUCUUUACAGAUGCUGACCACUUUCUGCUAGAGUUUGAAAUUGCUUUAAAAAAUAUAUUUGGGGGGGGCAGUGUUAUAUGUGGCGGUAACGGACAAAGGAGUUUUGUUCCUUUUUUGUAAUAUCUUUUGUUAAUAUAAAGUUCACAAUAUAGGCAUUAAACCUGUCUUGAGUCUUU
This is a messenger RNA of Syngnathoides biaculeatus (alligator pipefish), 2438 nucleotides long. RefSeq names its product embryonic polyadenylate-binding protein B-like. The transcript is spliced from 15 exons. Bases 169 to 2046 code for a protein of 625 amino acids. The record is from RefSeq and is a predicted model, not a curated record. Gene Ontology annotation, molecular function: mRNA 3'-UTR binding; poly(U) RNA binding; poly(A) binding. Gene Ontology annotation, cellular component: nucleus; cytoplasmic stress granule; cytosol. Lineage: Eukaryota; Metazoa; Chordata; Actinopteri; Syngnathiformes; Syngnathidae.